CAAAACUUGCACACACCGAAUAAUUCACAGUACGCAAUGACUCAAAUAAAGUUGAACCGCGUACAUUAAUCUAUAUCAGUGGUUCCCAAACUUAUUUUGUCUACCGCCCACUUUUAGAAUAAAUAUUUUUUUAGCGCCCCCCUUUUUUCACCUAUUUAAAAACCACUAUAACUUCAAAUUUAUUAUUGUGACCUAUAUAUGUAUAUUAACGGAGAAUUCUAAACGAAACUUUUACUAUAACCAGCAACUUGAAACCUGAGCGCAGUAGGUAACAUACAACGCCGCUUAGGUCUCAAGUUAACACUUACGGGCUCCACCUGCCAAUAAGAAUGAUUAUUGCAACACAACUUUAUAGUAUUAAAACAGAGAAUCUUUUAGGGGAAGGUGGGGAAUGUUGGGCCACGGGGAAUCCCGAUAUUUUUUUCCCUAGUAUAGGUUGACAGCUGCAACCAACUGUCAUCGACUCGUCUCAUACUAAGCUCAGUUUCGAUAUAGCACUCGAGCUGUGAACACGUGUUAUAACCUCUCUGCGACAACAAAAAGAAAUUCGACACUCCGAAAGUUUUUUUUCAACUCUGUGUACAGUUGAUUUUUUUCACAUUUUCCAAUAAAUUCAUCCAGGUAAAUAUGUUUAUAAUAUUAGUUGAGCCUUUAGCCUUCGACACACAAAAGAAAUUUUGCACGAAUUUACAUUGUGUUCAUUAUCCACCGCCAUUUUGCAAAUAUGAGCGUUUGGGGAAUCUCGGGCCUCUUAGUUUUUUACAUUUGACAUGCUAACUUCAUAUAUUUGACGUGUAUAAGUGAUUUUUCGUGCAGAAUUUCAACAACACAAUAGUUUUUCAACAUUUCCUGAUAGUUUCGUGCUCCGAAAAAUUUUUUUUAGUCAUUAUGCCGCGGUACUAUCCCAAACAAGAGAAAAUUGUUGAUUUCGACAACAUUUUGGAGGCGAUCAAGUCGGUGAAAAUACAUCACAACAGCGUUCGACAAUCUGCGACGGCACACAAAAUUCCGAGGACCAACCUGAUGCGUUAUAUUGCAGCAUUUGAUGGUGCGAGCAUCGACGUUACUACUGCCAAUGCCGAUGUAAUGAAGAAUUUGCUGGCUGAAAGCACGACGAUGGGCACAAAAACAAUCUUCAACAUCGAACAAGAGAAGGCGCUGAUAAGCUACAUUCUCCAGGCCAGCGACAUCAACUAUGGAAUUAGUUUGAUGGAGCUUCGUAAGCUCGCGUAUGAAUUUGCUCGGAAAGUUGGCGCGUCGUAUCCGGAUCCAUGGAACGACAAUCAACAGGCGAGUAAGGAUUGGCAGUUGGCGUUCAUGAAACGCCACAAAAAUUUGUCACUGCGAACACCAGAGCAAGUAAGCCAGAGCCGUGCGAAGCGAUUCAACAAAGAGAAUGUCGAUGCAUUCUUUGCCAACCUUUCAUCCGUUCUCGGUAAGACGCCGUUUGAACCUCACCGAAUAUAG
Molecule: messenger RNA, 1467 nt
Organism: Bactrocera dorsalis (oriental fruit fly)
Lineage: Eukaryota; Metazoa; Arthropoda; Insecta; Diptera; Tephritidae
Exons: 2
Coding region: 889-1467 (192 amino acids)
Source: RefSeq, a predicted model, not a curated record